Nerophis lumbriciformis (worm pipefish) is the source of this 1371-nucleotide messenger RNA. The record is from RefSeq and is a predicted model, not a curated record. NCBI's taxonomy places the organism in Eukaryota, Metazoa, Chordata, Actinopteri, Syngnathiformes, Syngnathidae.
AUGCGGCGGUUACGAAUAGACAGCACUUUAUUACCGAUAAAAGCGACGCCGGCGUGUACCCGCGCCGCCGAGACUGUGCAAAAGACGACGAGGACUUUAGUGGACGCUCAUCAAGAGGAAGGAGAGAUGCUCGCCACUUUAGAAAGCGGCAGCCGGGAAGAUGCUAGCUGCCGCGGCAAACAAGGACAAGGCAACGAACGAACAACUCGAAAAGCGGUUCUCCGAGACACCAAGCGAUGCCUUACACCAUACGAACAGAACGAAAUCAAGGAAUACCGCCACGUGUGGUAUGUGGGAGAAAAGGCCAAGAAAAUACGGCGCUCCAAAGAGUCUACGUCAACAUCGGAGGGAGAGUCCUUCGACGACUCCAAGGGAUUCUACAAAGUGAGGGCUGGAGACCACCUGGCCUACCGCUUUGAGGUGCUUGGGGUGAUGGGGUCAGGACUGGCUGGAAAGGUGCUUAAAUGCAGGGACCACAAGACCAUGACACUUGUCGCCAUCAAGGUCUUUCGUAACACAACCGAAGGUCAAAAGAUGGCACAGACAGAGUUGGACAAUCUAAAGACCCUACAAAGGUUAGAUAGAACCAACAAAGCCAACAUGGUACACAUGAAGGAGCACUUCUACUUCCGGAACCAUCUGUGCAUUACCUUUGAGCUAUUUGAAAAGGACCUCCACAAAGCACUAGUGGAGAGCAAAUUGCGACGACUGUGCGAAGCCGACAUUAGAAAAUAUGCCAUCGAUGUGCUCAAAUGUCUGAAGGUGCUCAAAGAUGUGCAACUCAUCCACGGAGACUUAAAACCGGAAAAUAUCCUAUUGGACAAGGAAAACAAUGCAGCAGUAAGUGACUUCGGCGGGAGCAUCUUUAUCAGAGGUCGGCCCACCAAUCAGACACUAGCGUACAUGGCUCCGGAGCGUCUGCUUGGCAAGUGUUGUACCACAGCCUCGGACAUGUGGAGCCUCGGCUGCACGCUGGCUGAGCUCGACUGGGGCCUAUUUCUCUUUAAAGGCAAAGACAAAGGCGACAUUUUCAAUUGUAUAACAAGGGUCCUGGGUCUCCCACCAAUUGACUUGAUGAAUGCAGCGAGCCGGAAAAACUACUGUGUUGAUGGUUCAGAUACUGAAGAAAAAAAGCCCCCAAGGACCCCACUGGCAACAAGACUGAAGUCCAAGAAUCCAAAGUUUCUGGACUUUAUUCGGUGCUGUCUCGAGUAUGAUGCAACAAAGCGGCUCACGCCGGAGAAGGCUUUGCGACAUCCGUGGAUCAAGCAGGCAACCAAACAUACAUAUAACAGACCGACAAUAAGCAGCUUACUGAAGAGAGAGAAGAUUCCACCGCCAAUGUUGCAGCCAGUGCAACAGUACAAAUAA